AUGCCUGUAACAAAGCGUACUUCAAAGAUCGUGUUCUACAAUGAACUGGAUGAUGACGAUGAUUUCAUUCCAAUUGUCGAUAGUACGAAAAAGAAUCGGAAUAGUAAAAUAAGUGAAUUAAAAGAAACAAGCAAACAAUUAGCAAAAACACGUGAGGAGAAAAUAUCUCCAUUCGAAUCACAAGAACCUGUGUUAAUUCUUGAACCAGUCAAACAGCCAAUCAUUGUCGUUGAAGAAAAUCCGAUUUCUACUAGUCAAUCGUCGUCGGAGAGUAUCCCUGAUGUGGAUGAAGAACACGAAGAUUUGUCACCGAAGACAAAGCGAAUGAAGCAUGAGGAUGUCAUAGAAGAAAAUGAAUCGGAUCAUGAAAAUGAAGCACCAAUUUCUAAGAAUGCCACUUCGAAGACCGGAGCUUCCAGCACGACGAUCUUCUGCUCCAUUAGGUUUUCCAACCAAUACAUAUUUCAAGAACUCCAUGCCAUGACCACACUCGAUACAUCAAUGGAAAAUGAAGAAAAUCAACAUGGUGACCUAACAACAGUUAAAUUUUUAAUACAUUAUCAACAACAGGCAACGGUUAUCUAUUUACCAUAUAAUUUAACAUUAGAAUCAUUUUACAAUCAUUUAUGUUCAAUAUGUCAAUUAACUUUGGCCAACCCGCCCACUUUCACAAUUAAAUGGCUAGAUGAAUCCUUAGAUGCAAUAACAAUGUCAACUCAACGAGAAUUGAACACUGCAAUACGUUUGUAUAAUAAAAAUUCCAACAAGGAGUUACACAUUCAUGUUUUUCCUAAUCGACCUGAGGAACCUGGACUUCUAUGUCCAGGCGAAGAUCCACUCAUUUACCGACGAGGUGCGCGUCGCUGGAGAAAGUUAUAUCUUAUCAAUGGACAUCGCUAUCAGGCGAAACGAUUUAGUACAACAGCUGCUUGCACUGUUUGCAAUGAUCGUUUAUGGGGUCUAGGAAGGCAAGGUUACAAAUGUUUGGACUGUCGAGUUCUUGUACAUAAACGUUGUGUUAAACAACUACGUCUCGUCUGCGGAAGCACCUCACCACAACAUACGAAGUUGAUCGAUACGAAUGGUAGACAUGCAUCUGCUGGUAAUACAACGAAUGAAGUUCACGAACAAAUUGACCGCUAUCGACCAGCUGGUGCUAGUGUUAUGAAUUCACGAGAUCCUAUGACAAAACAAAAAAUGUCGAAUAUUUCUGAGCCUGGCCCAUUGAAGAGAGCUCAAGGUUUUGCGGAUCUUGGACAUAAUCCAAUUGAUGAUCCAAGCGGUGCUAAUAGUAAUUAUGUUGAUGCAGGAUCAGAUAUGCAAACAUCAACAUCAUCGUCUCCAAUGAUAAGUUUACAAGAUUUCGAAUUACUCAAAGUUAUCGGUCGUGGUUCGUAUGCAAAAGUUUUCCUGGCUGAAUAUCGACCGCGUCAUGCACGUCAAAGUGGUCAAACACCUCGUCUUUAUGCGAUGAAAGUAAUUAAAAAGUCGAUUGUUAACGAUGAUGAAGAUAUCGACUGGAUUCAAUGCGAAAAAAACGUUUUCGAAAAAGCUACCAACCAUCCAUUUCUAGUUGGUCUUCAUUCGUGCUUUCAAACACCAUCGAGACUCUUUUUCGUUAUCGAAUUUGUCACUGGUGGUGAUCUUAUGUAUCACAUGCAACGGCAAAGAAAAUUGCCUGAAUCAAGCGCAAGAUUCUAUGCAGCAGAAAUAACAAUUGCAUUACAUUUUCUUCAUGAACAUGGAGUUAUCUAUCGUGAUCUGAAAUUAGAUAAUGUUUUACUCGAUGCGGAAGGUCACAUAAAAUUAACUGAUUAUGGCAUGUGUAAAGAAGGUUUAGAUUUUAAACGCGAUGAACGUACCAGCACAUUUUGCGGUACACCGAAUUACUUAGCACCGGAAAUGUUACGCAAUCAUGAUUAUAACUUUAGCGUCGAUUGGUGGGCACUUGGUGUACUAAUGUUCGAAAUGAUGGUUGGUCGUUCGCCAUUCGAAAUCGUCGGCUCGGCAGAGAAUCCUGAUUUGAAUACUGAAGAUCGAUUGUUUCAAGUUAUUCUUGAACAAUCCAUACGUAUUCCCCGAUCGUUAACCGUUCGCGCCAAGAAUGUUCUCGAUGGUUUUCUCAAUAAAGAUCCACGAAAUCGUUUAGGUUGUCGCUACGACCCGACAUUAGGUUGUCGUGCUGGCUUUCAAGAUAUUUGCUUGCAUCCAUUCUUUCAUCCAGCCAUCGACUGGCAACGAUUAGAAUCGAAACAAAUCGUCCCACCUUACAAACCAAUGUUAACCGAAGGUCGCGAUCUGUCACAUUUUGAUCCUCAAUUUACUAACGAAGAUGUGGUUUUAACACCUGAAGAUGAGCAAGUUUUAGCUCGUAUUCAACAAUCAGAAUUCGAAGGUUUCGAAUAUGUUAAUCCUUUGAUCAUGACUGUGGAAGGCAAUGUCUGA
Messenger RNA from Adineta ricciae, 2445 nucleotides. The record is from the annotation of a GenBank genome assembly. NCBI's taxonomy places the organism in Eukaryota, Metazoa, Rotifera, Eurotatoria, Adinetida, Adinetidae.